Oikopleura dioica is the source of this 2199-nucleotide messenger RNA. NCBI's taxonomy places the organism in Eukaryota, Metazoa, Chordata, Appendicularia, Copelata, Oikopleuridae. The record is from the annotation of a GenBank genome assembly.
AUGUCGAUUUCCGAAGCGUCGAGCAUGAAAUCGGUGACGAGGAAGUCAGAAACGUCGGAUGCUUCCACUUCAGAAUCAGAGCCAAUGGUCAUUCCACCGGCGAAGAAAAUGCCAAGCGUUGAUCAGCUUGACCCGAGUUUUCGAGGAAUCAACGAGGAUGUUCCACAGGCGCUAAAAGACCCAGUAGAGGUUCAGAAGCUUCUUCUCGCAGAGCAAAUGAAAAGUGCCGAAGCAAGGUCGAGUUUCGACUUUCUGAUGGAGGAAUACCAAAAUGUGAAGAAUCGUCUCAGUGAUAAGGGAUCGCCGGAAGCUCUCAGUCGCAAAACAUCCAAACAAAGUGUCCAAGAGAGCACAUCUGAUGAGCUGCGGAAAAUUCAAGCUGAACUGAAUGCCACGAAAGCUCAGCUAAAUGACAUCCAAAUGUCGAGUACCAAGAGGGUACUCAAUGGAGAGGACGAUCCCCAGGGUCUGCACAUCCCGGAAAUGUGUCCAGCUGAGCUUGAAAUGGUCAAGGCGACAGUUAUCCACGAGAACAAGCACAAAUACAAUUUGGAAAAAGUGGGCUCCCUCGAAGAAGAAAUCGAAAAAUACAGAUCAUUAUACAACGAAACGCGAUCUCGACUUACCAUCAUCAAUGCCGACUUCGAGCAAGCCAAGAUGGAGCGUUUUGAAGAAGUUGACGCGCUGAAAUUCGAAGCUAAUGUGCGCGUCCGAGAAGCCGAGAAAGAUAGGGACUCGGCCAAGGCUCAACUCUUGGAGAUUCGAAGACACGCGAAUUCGCAAGUUGAUGGGCUAAGAAGAGAAAUCACUGUUCUUAACGAAAAAUUGGACUCCUACAAGACAGAAAACAAGACCCUCGAAGAAAGCAGACUGAAAUCGUUGAAAGAAGUUGACUCUACAAUCGUCGAAGCUAGAAAGUCCGCACUUGACGCCCAAAAUCAAGCUAAAAUCAACGAGCUAGAAAUCGACAGACUCAACAAUCUGGUAGAAUCGCGCGAAAAAGAGUUCUCCAAGUUGAGAGUUGAGCUGAAAGACACAAAAGCAAGCCUUGAAGUGCAGCGACGAGACUACAAAACACUUCAACGCGAAAUUAAGGAGCAAGCGCUCAAGUUUGAGAACGAUAAAGAAAUGAUAAAAGCAGAGUAUACAAAGCAGAUCAACGAUGGAAGACUCGAAAUCGAGAAAUACAGAGGAGCUUGGAAAAAGGCUAACUCGCAGCUAGAAACGACACGAAAAAAUGCAGAGAAGAGAUCUGGUCUCGCCGAGCUUGCCGAGAAAAGUGCAAACGAAAGAAUCGAAGAAAUUAAACGCGAACAGUGGGCUCUCGUUGAACAAAUCCGUAGCGAAAAACGAGAGACUGAUGCUCAACUUCAAAAAGAAACUGAAAAUUGCAGUCGCCUUCGAAGCGAACUCGAAAUGGCUAAGGAAGGAGUACGAAAUCUGACAGAAGAAAGGUUGAAACUAGCGGCGGAGAAAGAUCGAAGCCAUGCCGAGCUAGAGCUUCUGAAGAAGACAGGAGGCGUUCCGAAAGAAGAACAUGAUCGACUUAAGAAGAGGCUGCAGAGAAUGCAAGGCAGGAUGUCCAACUUUGCUCACGCAAUAAAUAUGCAAGAGGAAAGCUUCUCUGCCUCGCCUCAUUGGAUAUCUCCGCGAAAAGCAAGAUCUAAAGAAUCGGUCCUAACAUUGGAUGGAGUUGAAAAUAUACCAGCUGAAUUAACUCUCAUCAACAAAAGAUAUAUUGAGCAGAACCCAAAGAGGAGAUGUACGUGCAUUUACUAUCUCCGAUUAACCCUGUCCGUUGUCUUGAUGAUUGGAUUUGUCAUCGGCUUUGUUCUCCAUAAUUACGUCAGCUCGAUGCCUGAGUUCUGGGAGUCACCUGUCAUAGAUUUGCGAUCACUUGGAAGACCAGAGUGUAACCAAUUCGCAGAUGAACUGAAGGCAGAACCAAAUGCAUGGAAGCCGAGACAACAUUCUCAGGAGUACAUGGUCCUCACAUUCGUUGGCGGCAUAACCGAGUGGAUUAUGGGCUUCGGUUUCAUUACCUACCUUGGAAGCUUUACUGUCGAGUUCGCCCGAAUCGAAAAUAUCACUUUCGAAAUCGAAGAGCGCGCCGAACUCGAGGAGCAAUUUUCAACGAUAGAACAACCCAGCUGGUCAGCACUCCACAAGCAAAAGGAGCUUCCGAACCCAAAGCCCUAA